Ilex paraguariensis (yerba mate) is the source of this 2421-nucleotide messenger RNA. The record is from the annotation of a GenBank genome assembly. NCBI's taxonomy places the organism in Eukaryota, Viridiplantae, Streptophyta, Magnoliopsida, Aquifoliales, Aquifoliaceae.
AUGACAGAUGAUCUACGACUUCUCUUUAAUGCUUAUAAGGUAGCAUUCGGGUUUCUUGAUGCUGUUGGACAAAGUGAAAGCAAGCUGGCGCAAGCGGCUAGAGAAGCAAGCUUUGAAGAUGAAAUUUUGGAAGAGGUUCGGAGAGCAGCUUUGGAAGAUGAACUCUCGGAUGAAGCCAGAGAAACAGGCUUUAACAUUGACCCAGAUAAACUUGCAUCAAUGGUCCGUAACCAUGAAAUCAAGUCCUUGAGAUUAUUCAGAGGAGUUGAAGGACUUGCAAGCAGAGUAAAAGUCUCAUUGAAUGAAGGAGUCAAAACAAGUGAUGUGGCUAUCAGGCAGAAGUUCUAUGGCUUUAACAGAUAUAGUGAGAAACCUUCUAGAGGUUUUUGGAUGUUUGUGUGGGAUGCUUUGCAGGAUUUAACUCUUACUAUUUAUAUGGUCUGUGCUGUGGUUUCAGUAGUGUUGGGACUUGCCACUAAAGGAUGGCCAAAGGGAAUGUAUGAUGGGUUGGGAAUUGUACUUAGCAUAUUCUUGGUGAUCCUUGUUACUGCAGUCAGUGACUACAAGCAAUCCUUGCAAUUUCAGAAAAGGAUAUUUAUUAAGGUUACCAGAGAUAAGCUUACGGAAAAGGCCUCCAUAUAUGACUUGGUUGUUGGAGAUGUCGUUCAUUUAUCCACGGGAGACCAAGUUCCAGCUGAUGGGAUAUUAAUUUCAGGACUCAACUUGUUGGUUGAUGAGUCCGGCUUGUCAGGCAAGAGUGUGCCAAUAAAUAAACACAAAACAAACCCUUUUCUUCUUGCUGGAACCAAAGUGCAACAUGGGUCAGGUAAGAUGCUGGUAACAACUGUUGGUGUGAGAACUGAAUGGGGUAAAAUGAUGGUGACUCUAAGUGAAGGUGGAGAAGAUGAUACCCUACUGCAGGGGAAGCUGAAUGGUAUUGCUACAAAUAUUGGUAAACUUGGAUUGGUUUUUGCUGUGCUGACAUUUACGGUGCUAACAGUGAGAUUCCUGGUAGAGAAAGCACUGCACAAAAAAUUCAGAGAUUGGUCUUCCAGGGAUGCACUGACAAUUUUAAACUACUUUACUGGUACGGUAGCCCCAGAAGGACUCCCACUGGCAGUGACACUAACCAUUGCCUUUGCAAUUAAAAAAUUGAUGAAUGAGAAGGCAAUCAAUAGGCUUCCCUGUGCAUCUGAGACGAUGGGUUCUGAAUGUAGCAAACCAGAAGUUUGCAGCAAAACUCCUGAGUACCUGAAGGAAAUGGUACCAACAAUGUAUGAAGAAAUACCUGCAAUGGCUUGGUCUUCACCUAUGGACCAGCACACUUUGGUAACCCACUCGAGGAAUACAUUUCAAGAAGUUGAUGAAGUUACUAGUGAUGGGACCAAUGAUGCUCCUGCUGUGCAUGAAGCAGACAUUGGACUCGCUAGGGACAUAGGAGGAACAGAGGAUGCAAAAGAAAAUGCUGAUGUCGUGGAUGCCAAUUCUACCACCAGAGUGGAAGUAGGUAAAUGGGGACCUGCUGUAUAUGCAAAUAUUCAGAAGUUUGUGCAGUUCCAGUUAACUGUCAACGUUGUCGCUCUCAUGAUCAAUUUUCUUUCUGCCUGCAUCUCAGGAUCUGGACCCCUUACAGUUGUGCAGCUGCUAUGGGUCAAUCUGAUCAUGGAUACACUAGGUGCAUUGGCACUGGCUACCCCACCACCGAAUGAGGGACUGAUGAAUAGGUCUCCUGUUAGGAGGAAUGUGAGCUUUAUUACCAAGGCCAUGUGGAGGAAUAUCAUUGGUCAGAUCAUUUAUCAACUGGCUGUUCUUCUAGUUCUCAAUUAUGAUGGGAAACAACUUUUGAGACUUAAAGGAUCAAAUGCUGCAGCCAUUCUCAAGACUUUCAUAUUCAACACCUUUGUGUUUUGUCAGGUGUUCAAUGAAAUAAACAGCCUUGACAUUGAGAAGAUGAACAUUCUUCGUGGCAUGUUCAAUAGCUGGAUAUUUAUAGGCGUCGUGGUUUUCUCAGUGGUACUCCAAGUAAUCAUAGUCGAGUUCCUGGGGACUGUUGCUGGUACUGUUCCCUUACGGUGGCAGCUAUGGUUAAUCAGCAUUUUGAUUGGAGCAGUGAGCAUGCCCGUUGCACUAGUUUUGAAAUGCAUCCCUGUUGACAUAAAGCUCGCUAAGCGCCAUAACCGUUCCCGUCCCCGCGCGAGCAGUGGUCUAGAACUUGUUUGAAAAAGGAAAGAAGGCACAUACAAAAGCUUUUAGGUAAGGAAGUAUAUAUGGUAGGCCUUUGUAUAAAAGAAGCUAGACAACUAGAGAUUUAUAUGAAAUCUCUCUUCAAAAUAGCUCGUGUAUAAUCCUUUUGAUAUGCACUCGCGCAUUGUACGGAAAAAAUUAAAUAAUAUUAUUUUAUAAAUAUAAAUUAUGUGUAAA